GGUCGCGGCGACAUACACUCUUUGCCGCCCACGUCCGGGCGAGACGCGUGACGCCGCCGCGGCAACUGGGGGACCGAGCGCUGCCAUCAUGUCGGCGUCGAGUGGCCAGUCGCGUCGCGUGGCGUACUUCUACGACGCGGAGAUCGGGAACUUCCACUACGGCCAGGGCCACCCCAUGAAGCCCCACCGCGUGCGCAUGACGCACAACCUCGUCGUGAACUACGGCCUGUACCGGAUGAUGGAGGUCUUCCGGCCGAAGCCCGUGAACGCGGCGCUGAUGACGCGGUUCCACAGCGACGACUACAUCAACUUCCUGCGCAUCAUCACGCCGGACAACAUGCACGAGUACCUACGCCAGCUGCAGCGCUUCAACGUCGGCGAGGACUGCCCCGUCUUCGACGGGCUCUUCGAGUUCUGCCAGCUCUACACGUCCGGGUCCAUCGGCGGCGCGGUGCGGCUCAACCAGCAGUGGAGCGACGUCGUCAUCAACUGGGCCGGCGGCCUGCACCACGCGAAGAAGUCGGAGGCGUCGGGCUUCUGCUACGUCAACGACUGCGUGCUCGGGAUCCUGGAAUUGCUCAAGCGGCACCAGCGCGUGCUCUACAUCGACAUCGACAUCCACCACGGCGACGGCGUCGAGGAGGCCUUCUACACGACGAACCGCGUCAUGACCGUGUCCUUCCACAAGUUCGGCGAGUACUUCCCGGGAACGGGCGACGCGCACGACGUCGGCUACGACGAGGGCAAGAACUACGCGAUCAACUUCCCGCUCCACGACGGCAUGGACGACGCGAGUUUCAAGUCCAUCUUCGAGCCCAUCAUCGGCAAGAUCAUGGAGGUCUUCGCGCCGGGGGCCGUGGUGCUCCAGUGCGGCGCCGACUCCCUCUCCGGGGACCGCCUGGGCUGCUUCAACCUGAGCCUCAAGGGCCACGCGGACUGCGUCAAGUACGUCAUGACGUUCGGCGUGCCCAUGCUCGUGCUCGGCGGCGGCGGCUACACGCUGCGCAACGUGCCCCGCGUCUGGACCUACGAGACGUCCGUGCUCCUCGGCACGGAGGUCAAGGACGUGCUGCCCUACAACGACUACUUCGAGUACUACGGCCCGGACUACCGGCUCCACAUGCCCGUGUCCAACAUGGAGAACUUGAACUCGACGGAGUACCUGGAACACAUCAAGACCCAGCUCUUCGGCGUGCUCAAGGACGUCGAGGCCGUGCCGGGCGUCCAGAUCAAGUCGCAGGCCGACGACAUGGACACGUCCGGCGACGGCGGCGCCGCGCCCGCCGCCGCGCCCGUCGCCGCCGCGCUCGCGGCGGCCCAGCCCGACGACGUCUCCAAGGCCGAGGAGAACGACAACAACCCGGACGCCAAGGGCACGUCGGACAACCGCGAGCACCCCGCGGAGUUCUUCCCCACGCCGGGGCCCGACGCGCCCCCGCCCGCGCCCUGAAGCGGACGCGGCCGCGCGCGCGGACCGGAAGCGAGCACCAAGCCAGAAAAAAACAG
Molecule: messenger RNA, 1506 nt
Organism: Aureococcus anophagefferens
Lineage: Eukaryota; Pelagophyceae; Pelagomonadales; Pelagomonadaceae
Exons: 2
Coding region: 89-1450 (453 amino acids)
Molecular function (GO): histone deacetylase activity
Source: RefSeq, a predicted model, not a curated record